AGCACCAGCAGCAAUCAAUAUGCCGUCACAGAGAAGUCCUACCAAGCGAAGUCCAACCAAGCGUAGCCCCCAGAAGGGAGGCAAGGGUGGCAAGGGAGCCAAGCGCGGAGGAAAGGCCAGCAAGCGUCGUGGAGUCGCUGUGAAAAGACGUCGCCGUCGACGUGAAAGCUAUGGAAUCUACAUCUACAAAGUGUUGAAACAAGUCCAUCCCGACACUGGUAUUUCAAGAAGCGCCAUGUCCAUCAUGAACAGCUUUGUUAACGAUGUGUUCGAGCGUGUCGCUAGUGAAGCCUCGCGUCUUACCACAUACAGCCGUAAGAGCACCGUUUCAAGCCGCGAAGUACAGACUGCUGUUCGUCUGCUUCUCCCUGGUGAGCUUGCAAAGCACGCCGUUUCAGAAGGUACCAAGGCUGUCACCAAAUACACCACAUCCCGAUAG
This is a messenger RNA of Lytechinus pictus (painted urchin), 439 nucleotides long. RefSeq names its product histone H2B.1, sperm. The transcript has a single exon. The coding region runs from base 20 to 439 and encodes 139 amino acids. Gene Ontology annotation, molecular function: DNA binding; protein heterodimerization activity; structural constituent of chromatin. Gene Ontology annotation, cellular component: nucleosome. NCBI's taxonomy places the organism in Eukaryota, Metazoa, Echinodermata, Echinoidea, Temnopleuroida, Toxopneustidae. The record is from RefSeq and is a predicted model, not a curated record.